This is a messenger RNA of Paramisgurnus dabryanus, 575 nucleotides long. The record is from RefSeq and is a predicted model, not a curated record. NCBI's taxonomy places the organism in Eukaryota, Metazoa, Chordata, Actinopteri, Cypriniformes, Cobitidae.
GGCAUUACAAUUGACAACCGUGCCGUAAAAUGAAGUUGCAUGUGUUGUGCUUCUCUGCAGUUCUGCUGCUGUGUCUUCUUGUCUCUAAGACAUCACAAGAAGGUGCACUUAUUUCUGAAAGCUGUUUAAGAACUACAGAUACUAAAGUUCGUGUGCAACUUCUGGCAAGCUACUUUAUCCAGCGCAAACCCUUGUACUCUGUAGAGGCUGUGAGAUUCUUAACAGUCAAGGGGAUCACAAUCUGCUCGGAUCCCAACUCACCAUGGGCCAAAAAAGCUAUGGCGCACUUGGAUAAAAAGACACACAAAAAUAUGACAUCAGCUAAGACUGAACACAAAAAACACAGACAUUAAUAUUUUCUUUUUAAUUUUUUAAGAAAAUGCACUUUAUUGUAAGUUAUGUGUUUUUUAUAUACAAAUAAUAUAGCAUUUUUAUUACAAAUAAUAUUGUAUUUUGUUGAUAUUGUAUAUUGUGUCGUUUUCUCCCACAAAUGAAUGUAACUUGAUGUACUAUUGUACCUUUUUAUGUACUCUAUAAUUCAAUGCAUUUCGAUAUGUAGAGGUAAUAUUGUUAAA